GUUUGACGCGUCCCGGCACGGCUCUCUCGCCAGACGCAACACAAACCCCUCGCUCGCAGCCUCGCCCACUUCUCGUAACAUAAAAAGUGUUGUGGAGGCUGAGUUGCGUGGAGUGUGUGUGUGUGUGUGUCUCCAUACGAGUCACGUGGCGGUGUUGUGGAGCAGGAGUGUGUGUGGGGGUGUUUACAUAGCGUGGUGGUGGGCGGUGCUCUCUAUUGCGGCCGCUUGCUGUUUGGGGAAGCUGUUUGUUGCCUCUCCAGGUGUGUGUGUCUUCCUCUCCCAUCUCUCCUGACACCUCUGGUGCCUCCUGACACCUCUGGUGCCGCCUGACACCUCUGGUGCCGCCUGACACCACAGCUGACGAUGCAUUGGUCACCAGUCGUCGACUAUCGCCGGGCACCCUUGCCAAUCCGGCUGUGAUACUCCUGUUUUGGUGCCUAGGGCAGGAGGAUGAGUGCCACGGGGGCAGUGAGUGCCUACUGACCGCCCACAGUGAGUGCCAGAGUGUGGGUAUGCGCGGUGAGAGAGAAUGCCCCGUGUGUGCGCGCGCGUGCAGAAGGCGCGGACAGUGAACAGGUAACUACUUAUAGCAGUAGUGCUAAUGACUCGCUGCGGUAGGCUUGAGCAGCCACGCUGAGUGGUCAGUUAUGGUAACUUUAGUAGUGCUAGACGAUGGUAGUGUAGUUAGUGACCUGUGUGGGAGGUUGUUCGCCCCUGCUGGCCAUCAACACAUACUUGAGGUCGAGAUGAGAAGUGCAGUGUAGCCAGUGUCCCCGCGACCAGCCGUCUGCGCCAUGCACGUGCCCCCAGGCGUGCAGCCGUGCCCUUCCUGCUACGCUUACUGCGUGCCCCGACCGCCAGGACCGUCUGGGGCAUCACCCGGGGCACUGCCAGGCCCCGGCGCCCCUCCUGUGCCCCGGCACGCCCACCCGCAGGUGCUGCAGCAGCAACAGCAACAGCAGCAGCAACAGCGAGACAGCCCAGGAAACAGCCCUCACCACAGCCCGCACCGCACGCAGCCCAGACCUAUACACCAGCCCCCGACCUGCAGUCAACACCACCCACCUUUCCCAGACAACCGGUUCGGUUCCCUGCCCCACUCCCAACCCGUGCCCAAGGUCCCUCCCCACUAUAAUUCCCUGCCCCACCACCAGCCCCAGCCUCCCCCCCUUCCCCCACACCAUGGGUCUGGGGGUCCCCCCACACAUCAUCACAUUGAAUGUGACCCCCCGCCACCUCCCCCUCAUGGAGGCGUACCCCCAGGGCGGCCGCACGUGACCCCAGGACCCCGACCCCAGCACCACUGUCAACCCCCCACCCAGCCUCCGCCCCCACCACCACCCCCACACUCCGCCUACCACUGUCAACCCCACCGCUGUCCACCCCCCACAUCACACCCACAUUCCCAGCCAUAUUAUGGCAACAUUCAGAACUACCUUCCCCCACACAUCCAGUCCCCACACCCACCCCAACAACACCCGCACCCUCAACACCAGCACCCUCAACACCUUCCUCCACCACACCCUCAACACCCCCCUCCCCAGCUACACCCUCCACAACCACCCCCAACUUUCUACGGGAGCGGGCCGCCCCACCAAGCUAACGGAAACUGUGGGCACCCGGGACAGGGCAACCCUCCACCUGCACAGACCACCACCGUGUACGCCUCGUGCUAUGGGCAUCUGCCCCCUCCACGACCCCCACCUCUCCCGCCCCCCCUGCCGCCACCCCAACCCUUCCAGCAGCAGCGAUACGGGUGUCUUCCCCACCAACACCUGGUGCCGCCUCCCCCACUGGCCCUACAGCAGCAGCAGCAGCAGCAGCAGCACCAGCAGCACCUCCUCCAGCAGCAGCACCACCACUACCAUCAACCACAGCAGCUCUACGGCUGCCUCCACCACAUUAUUGAACUGCCGGGAGCUGGCUCGCCGGUGAAGAGUGAUCGGCCGUACAGUGGUAAGGGAGUGCCAAGUCGGGGCUUUGGCACUGGCAUCACCAAGUCUUAUAGUGUAGAGAGCUCGGCGCCCCCCGUGCCCCCUCACCAUCUUCACCAUCUCCACCAUCACCAUAAUGCCACCCACAGUAUCCGAAGAUCACAGUUGCAGCAAGCAGUGUCGCAGAGCAGCGGUGUUGGGACCAGCGGUCGACGGCAGGUCCCGCGGGGCACUGCAGCCGACGACAGCGGUAACCGCAAUAGUCGAUGGCGGGGCAGCGGCGCCCAGGGCAAUACCCAGGGGUAUGAAUUGUCACAAGAUUUUGCCGACAUGCGACUCGAGAUGCUGGAGCGCAGGUAUGGUGGUGUGGUGGCCCGACGAGCAGCCAUCACUAUCCAGAGGGCAUACAGGCGGUAUGCGAUGUACAAGAAGUUCCGCUCCAUCACCGCCACAGCCAAGGCCCAGGAGAAGCGGCUCUCCCGAAGGUUUACGGUCGACGUCCCGGAGUGGUCGGACUCCUCGGGUCAACAGUACCAUGACACUGAACACCUCAUCCGUUCAGAGUUCGAUCAACUGCAUAGAAACUUGAGUGCCACGGUGUAUGGUGAAGGCAGACGGCCAGCACGGUCACUGUCUAUGCGUGACACACCACGCACGACAGUCUCUGUCACAGCCUCUUCCACCAGACAACAGCAAGACCCAUAUGAUCUUCAUGAUGCCCUUGCUUCAAUGAAUGACAGUUCAUUAUACUGCCAUGUGUCUGCACAGUCGCCCCUCACGCCAACAUCCACAGCAACGCCAGCGCCCACGCACGUCAGGAAUGGCUCGGGGGACUACCAGGGUCAGCAAAAUGACCGAGACCUUAAGUACUUCUCUUCAGAGGACAGUGGUCUUGGGAGUCAAGAUGGUAUAGGUCUGAAUCGCAUUGGUGUUUGUGGUCGCCGUACUAUGCGUGGCAAGAAGGUUCCUCCAGAAGUACCCCGCCGCACGUCUUCUAUAAAGUCUUGUGAGAGCAGUGGAAGUAAUGACAGUGUUACAACACUCUCAAGUGCCACACAUAGACUCCAGUGCCGCCCCCCAUCCCUAACUCCUCCAUCCUCAACUCCUUCGUCACUCACCUCGGAGGGAGGUCACAGUGACACACGACCACUUACAAGGUCUGUGGACAAUGGAUCCUUAUCGAGUGUACAGUCCUCGGGGUCAGAUUCUUCACUUUCCCAGUCCGCUUCGGACCGUGCUACUCCCCUUUCUACUCACGACCCAGUUGAUAAUGCAGACUACCAUCCCACAUCACCAAUAUGGAAACGCAAAAAUCAACAGAUGAGCACAAGCGACGUCAUCUGCGACGAUAAGCGGUUGAGCCAGAUCAGCGAAAACUCAGAAGAUUCCCUGCAGUCCCAUUCCUCUGAGGGAAUGACCUAUUCCCAAACCAUGCCCUCACAGACCCCACACUCGGCACGCUACGCCCAUGCUCAAUACACCCACACUCCUCACAUGCCCAAGGUACCAGAAGUUGUAAGAAAGAGACAGUACAGAGUGGGUCUUAAUCUAUUUAACAAAAAGCCAGAACGUGGUGUGACGUAUCUUAUAGGUCGUGGAUUUCUUGAAAAUUCUCCACAGGCAGUAGCAAAAUUCCUUCUAACUCGGAAGGGUCUUAGUAAACAAAUGAUUGGAGAAUAUCUUGGCAAUCUUCAGAAUAACUUCAAUAUGGCUGUUCUUGAGUGUUUUGCUCACGAUAUUGACCUGUCCGGUAUGCAAGUGGAUGUUGCCCUAAGAAAAUUCCAGACACAUUUCCGCAUGCCUGGGGAAGCUCAGAAAAUCGAACGCCUAAUGCAGGUGUUUGCUCAACGGUACUGUCAGUGUAACAGGGAUAUUGUCGCCAAACUAAGAGAUCCUGAAACUAUUUUUGUGUUAGCAUUUGCUAUUAUUAUGUUGAACACAGAUCUUCACACAGCAUCCAUGAAACAGGAAAAAAGAAUGAAAAUAGAUGAUUUUGUUAAGAAUUUAAGAGGUAUUGAUGAUGGGUAUGAUAUUGAACGUGAAAUGUUGGAAGGAAUGUAUCAGCGUAUCAAGUCACAAGAGUUUCGACCUGGUCAUGAUCACGUUACUCAAGUUUUAAAGGUGCAACAGACUAUGGUAGGCAAAAAGCCAAAUCUAGCACUACCGCAUCGUCGACUUGUGUGUUAUUGCCGACUAUAUGAAAUUCCUGAUAUAAGUAAGAAGGAAAGAGUUGGAGUUCACCAGCGAGAAGUCUUCCUUUUUAAUGAUCUUCUGGUUGUAACCAAAAUUUUCUCAAAGAAGAAAAGUUCUGUAACGUACACAUUUCGGCAGAGCUUUCCUCUUGCUGGUCUAGCAGUUUCUACUAAGGAAGUGGCACAUUACCCUUAUUUAAUGGAAAUUCGACAUCGUGUGGAUAAUAAGGUUUUGAUAAUUUUCAAUGCACGUAAUGAACAUGAUCGUAGCAAAUUUUGUGAAGACCUGAAAGAGAGUGUAUGUGAAAUGGAUGAAAUGGAAUCUCUGAGAAUUGAAGGAGAGCUGGAGAGACAAAAGGCUUCACUAAGAGCAUCGAGACCAAGCUCUACAGCCGAGAACCGAGACUCGGGAGUAGCCGAUAUGGAAUUGCUAACGACCAAUGAAAAGAAUGGAACUCUUAAACCUGAUUCUACCUUAAAGAGAUCAGCUUUAAGCAAUUCCCUACUGGACAUCCAUGAAGCUGAGGGUGUUGGGCAGACAGUGCGUCGGGGCAGUGUGGGCUCCCUCGACUCUGGCAUGUCUGUGUCCUUCCAGUCCACUAGUGCCUCCAAUGAUACUUCUCCUGCGAGUGGUCCUUCUGGGGGCAUUCAUCAAUCCCUCAUGUCCAGUGCCUCCCAUGGAGACCUCCAGCAUCACCUACAACGACGUACAAUGGCCUCCAAUUCUUCCUUCCUCGGUCAGCUGUUUCGUCCACGUAGAGUUUCACGCACUGAACUAAACACAACUGGAGUGGAGGUGUGACAGUUCACAAGCAUCCUCAUGUUUCAUCUUCCACGCAAGGAAUAGAUGAUCUUGGGCAAAGUCAGGUUGUAUCUAGCCAUAUUCUAGUCUUUCAAGUGUACACACACAUGCAUUCCAAAUGGAUCAGUGAAGAUGAAGCUGCCCAGACCAUCUGUUCUGUAACUUGCCCUGCGUACCUCAUACCAUGUAUGUGUGCAAAGGCAUUGGUACUUAUGUAAGUAGUAGCAAUGGUUAAAACCAAACAAAUUAUACAGUGCCAUUUAGUCAGAUGUAGUCACACAUAUAUAAUCUUGUGUAAAAUAUGAUGUAUAUAAGUCAUGUUGAAAUAAUGUGUGUAAUAUAUACCUAAUCCCAGUUAACGAAUAUAACCAGAACUAUGACCUUUCUGUCUCCAGGCAUUUUAGCAUUAGCAACUGCUAGUCUAAAGAUAUCAGGAUUUCAGAAGAUAUCCAGAAAAUAGUUAUAAUUUUAUUCAAUGUAAUGUGUGCACAACAGUUAAUAAUACAAAUAGCAAGAUACAGUUUAGUUUAAUAUAAACUGUAUACUUCCCUGUGGAAUUGACCUCUAGUCAGCACACAGAUAAUUGUCAUAUCUGAUGCUUCUAGGCAGAUUGUUGAACUGGCUUACUUUUGUGCAGUGUACCAGAUUACCGAUAUUACUAUAAAACAAACUCACUUAUAACUUUGUACAUACGGGAUAUAUUGUUAUAAUUUUGUCAGCUUGAUAAUACAGGCUGUCUUUCUAUGACAAAUAAAGACUAUAAAACAA
Molecule: messenger RNA, 5696 nt
Organism: Procambarus clarkii (red swamp crayfish)
Lineage: Eukaryota; Metazoa; Arthropoda; Malacostraca; Decapoda; Cambaridae
Gene: siz
Product: Brefeldin-resistant Arf-GEF family protein schizo
Biological process (GO): actin cytoskeleton organization; regulation of ARF protein signal transduction
Molecular function (GO): protein binding; guanyl-nucleotide exchange factor activity
Source: RefSeq, a predicted model, not a curated record